AUGACGUUCGGGGAGUCUAGCCGGUCGGUAAGCGUACCCCACAAUGACCCCCUGGUCAUCGAGCUCAAAGUGGGCAAUUCCCAGGUGAAGCGUGUGUCAGUUGAUAGUGGGUCAUCAGCUGACAUUAUCACUCUGGAGUGCCUGAAAAAGCUGAAGUAUAAUGAGAAGGAUGUCACACCCCUCGACCAGCCACUCAUAGGCUUCGAGGGUAACUUUUUCGAAACAGAUGAAGGGAAGGUCGGAAAAAUACAAGGAGAUCAGCAAGCCGGAAGAGAAUGUCAUGUUAACAGCUUGAAGCACAGAGCUGAAAUCGACGUCCAAGAGGACUCGAAGAAGAGGAAAAGAGAAGAAGGUUCACCAAAAAACCUCGGGGUAUACGUCACAGAGAACCCCCAGCAAUACGAACGACCUCAGCCAGCUGAGGAAGACGAAGAAGUAGUGAUCGGGGCAGAACCCGGUCGGACUGUGAGGGUGGGCAAGGCCCUAAACCCAGAAACAAGAGCACAAGUAGUAGAGGUGCUCCGAGAGUAUCAAGACUUGUUCGCUUAUGAAGCCUCAGAAAUGUCUGGUCUUGACCCCAAAAUUAUGUGCCAUGAACUCAACAUAAAGGAAGGGUACAAGCCAGUCAAGCAAAAACUAAGGCAUCAAGGCCCUAAAAGAUGCAAAGCUGCUGCGGUCGAGGUCAAAAAGCUACUCGAAGCAGGGUUCAUAGAAGAAUGUCAGUACUCGGAAUGGCUAGCCAACGUAGUACUGGUCAAGAAGCCGAGCAGGGCAUGGCGCAUGUGUGUGGAUUUCACAGACCUGAACAAGGCUUGUCGGAAAUAUAACCACCCUCUGCCCAAAAUUAAUAGGCUAGUCGAUUCUACGGCUGGUCAUGCCCUCUUAAGCUUCAUGGAUGCCAACGCAGGCUAUCACUAG
This is a messenger RNA of Beta vulgaris subsp. vulgaris (sugar beet), 918 nucleotides long. RefSeq lists its product as uncharacterized. The transcript has 2 exons. The record is from RefSeq and is a predicted model, not a curated record. The coding region runs from base 1 to 918 and encodes 305 amino acids. NCBI's taxonomy places the organism in Eukaryota, Viridiplantae, Streptophyta, Magnoliopsida, Caryophyllales, Amaranthaceae.